ACCAUCUUCUUCUUCACCAAUGAAGCUCGGAUUUUCAUCUUCCGCCUCUGCGUCGCCGGAUACAGUUGCUGGACCAUCGGCUACAGUUCCUUCGUUUUUGUCCGGAGCGAUUUGGAGUUUAACUGCACCAUCUACUGAUUCCGUUAAUGUGCCUUCUAAAACUACUACUACUCCCUCCUUGCUUUCUGGAUUUUUAUCUAGUGCUUCUUCCGCCUCUCCUUGGGCUGUCUCCGGCGGUACAGUUACCGGAAAGAGUUUCAGUUCAACUGCAGCAUCUACUGGUACUAUGCCUCCUAAAACUUGCACACAUUUCACUUUUUCUCCAAAACCUCGCGAUUCUACUUACUCAUAUUUUGUGUUCUGCAGUGCCUCUGUUUUCGAACGCCAGCUGGUCAACAGAGAUUUCUUCAUCGUCUUCGGUUUCGGAAAUUACUACUACAGUAACUGCCACGUCAGCGUCUUCUCUCUCUGGAAAAGCAUCUGCAUCAACUUCUUCUUCUUCUUCUUCACAACAACAACAACAACAACCGAUCGCCUCUGCAACGGAAUUUGUAACUGUCCCUGAUAGUUGCCCCCCCGAGAAGGACGAGGUUGCUGCAAUUUUGGCAAGGCAACAUGAGAAGUUUUUGUCCUGCCAAGCUGCUAGGCCAGCUCAAGGCAGAGGGGAAAAUGAAAGGCACGCUUGGGUCUUUGGAGCCACGGGGUUUGAAAGUACAAGCUCAAACAAGCCCGUCGGUGAUGCUGCUCAUAUACCUGCUGCUACUGCUGAACAGAAGUAUGGAGAGUCCAAGCCGUGCAGUGUUCCCAGCUCGCAGCCUGCUGGGGAGGAGGAGCCUUACCUUCCACCUGUCAAUCUUCUGGACUCAACAAUCGAUAUGUGGGUACGGGUUGUCGCGAAUAAGAAGACAGAUCAAGAGGUCACUGAAGAGGGGCUUAGUCACUUUUAUGAUGGCAUCAACUAUUUCUGUCUUCUGUCUGAACGCCUUCAAGUAGUCACUGACAAGUAUAACGAGGCGGUAAAAGCCUGUAGGAAGCUCGAGGACUCUGAAAGGGAGAGGCUUGAACAUGAGUUGCAUGGGGCUGCAAACACAAUAACCACUCUCACUGAUGAGAAGGAAUCCCUUUUGCAGGUCCAGAUGAUCCUUCACCAGAAGAUUUUCGAGCUUACAAAGGAAUUGAAGGAGGCCGGUCCUGCUGCUAUCCAGAAAUACAAGGCCUCCUCUUUGUACAGACAGGAACUCAUGGAGUAUGCUGCUCCUUACAUGGGAAAAGGGGUGAAGCUGGCCGUAGAGAAGAUCAAAGCUAAAGACCCCACGUUUGACCCAAAGACCUACGGCCUGGAGAUGUACAUUCUUCCUCCUGAAGCUGAUUACGACGAAUUCUCAUCAAACAAGGAAGGUGAUGGUGGUGUCGAUCAGGAUCAGAAUGAGGUGAAGCCAAGUGCUGCAGCUUGAACAUUUGGUGGAAGGAGCAAGUUUAUGAGAUUUUGUUCAUAGAUGUGUUGUUGACGUAACUGCCGAAGAUGGUAAUGAUCCCCCGAGCUUAGCAUGAAGCUCCUUUUGUUUUACCUAUGCUUAGCCAAUGCUACUUUUUUGGCUACUCUGUCUCUGUAACUAGUAUGUUUUGCUGCUGCAUGGAAAUUUAUGGAGGUGUUAAUAGAGUAUGCAAUGAAUGUGCUAAGAUCAUGUCUCUGCAGUAUAUAAGAUGUUACUUUUGUCUGUGCA
Molecule: messenger RNA, 1724 nt
Organism: Lycium ferocissimum
Lineage: Eukaryota; Viridiplantae; Streptophyta; Magnoliopsida; Solanales; Solanaceae
Exons: 3
Coding region: 147-1454 (435 amino acids)
Source: RefSeq, a predicted model, not a curated record